Molecule: messenger RNA, 2202 nt
Organism: Cicer arietinum (chickpea)
Lineage: Eukaryota; Viridiplantae; Streptophyta; Magnoliopsida; Fabales; Fabaceae
Product: RNA demethylase ALKBH9B
Biological process (GO): mRNA catabolic process
Molecular function (GO): demethylase activity; mRNA binding
Source: RefSeq, a predicted model, not a curated record
UCCACCAAAAUAAUAAUAUAAUAAUAAUAAUAGUCUUAAUUAAAUUCACAGGAACAAGAAGAAGCAGAGUAUCUUGGUCUUGUUGCGUUUAGUUCAGUUUCUUACUUGUCUCCGAUUCCUCUCUCCGAGUCGACUCACCGCCAUGGACGAGCGACGCAAACAACUUCAAUCUAACGACCCUUUCCUCCUUAAUUAUCAACCUUCCGAACUCCGAAUCGCCUCCGAGUUUCUCUCCACAUGGCUUCCCUUUCUAUCUCGAGAUCUCUGCCGCCGUUGUUCUCAAUCACUCUCCGAUCGCAUCCAUUCAAUUGACCCAGAGACUCAGAACCAGAACGAGAAUUCAAAGUUGGAACCGUCUUCCGAGGUUAACGAUGAAGAUGUUGUUGAAGACAACUGUGAUUGUCAUUCUCUUGGUAGUUGGAAAGAUGGGGUGCAACCAAAUUCAACAUCGGAAGCUCCAAGUCCACGUAUGUCUUGGGCUGAUAUGGCACAAGAAGAUGAUGAAUUUGGUGAAGAUGAUGAACAAAACGACAACAAUGGUGGUGUCGUUGUUGGGAAUUUGAAUAAUAGUAAUAACUCUAGAGUUGUUUCUGAUAAGGCUAUUUUGCCUAGGGAACAAAGAGAGUAUAUUAGGUUUAUGAAUGUGAGGCGUAAGAAAGAUUUUAUUUGUUUUGAAAGGGUUAAUGGAAAACUUGUGAACAUUCUUGAAGGUCUUGAAUUGCAUACUGGUAUCUUUAGUGCUGCUGAACAGAAGAGGAUUGUUGAAUAUGUUGCUUCUUUACAGGAGAUGGGAAGAAAAGGAGAGCUUAAAGAAAGGACAUUUUCAGCUCCACAAAAAUGGAUGAGGGGCAAGGGACGCCAAACUAUCCAAUUUGGGUGUUGUUACAAUUAUGCAGUGGAUAGGGAUGGUAACCCACCUGGUAUUCUUCACCGUGCAUCGAUAGAUCCUUUACCUGAUCUUUUCAAGGUCAUUAUUCGACGCCUGGUCAAGUGGCAUGUUCUCCCUGCCACUUGUGUGCCGGAUAGUUGCAUCGUGAAUAUCUAUGAAGAAGGGGACUGCAUACCUCCACACAUAGAUAACCACGAUUUUGUUCGACCAUUUUGCACUGUCUCAUUUCUAAGCGAGUGUGACAUACUUUUUGGAUCAAACUUGAGGAUUGUAGGUCCUGGUGAAUUUGAUGGUUCAUUUGCUAUUCCUCUACCAGUAGGAUCUGUACUUGUCUUAAAUGGAAAUGGAGCUGAUGUAGCUAAGCAUUGUGUACCUGCAGUUCCUACAAAAAGGAUAUCAAUAACAUUUAGAAGAAUGGAUGAAUCCAAGCGGCCACUUGAUUAUGUCGCAGAACCUGAUCUCCAGGGGAUCGAACCGUUAGCCUACGAAGCUGAGCAGGAAAAGAUCAAACAGGGGAUCAAACCAGUGGCUUAUGACGUUGAGCAGGAAAACAUCAAGUCAAGCGGGUACAGACCUAAUAAUCAUAAUAUGAGGAGAAAUACAGACAGAAGAGGUGGAAGGAUUGAUGGAAUGGGAUCUGCAACUAGAAACAACAGAUUCUCAGAGCCUCGUGAGUGGACUCAAAAUUCACCAAGAUCUGCACCUAGAAAUGAUAGAUUCUCGGAGCCUCGCGGGUGGACUCAAAAUUCGCCUAGAUCUACACCUAGAAAUGAUAGAUUCUCAGAGCCUCGUGAUUCGCCUCAAAGUUCACAAAGACCUGCAAAUAGGUGGAGUAGGGUAAAGCCUAGUAGUUAACAAGGUGGUGUUUGUUAAGAUCCAAGGUUCAUAUCGGUUAAGUUAAUCCUCUGAUCUUUAUGACCAUCUGGUAAUGUUCCGGUGAUUCGUCGACAUAUCAAAUAGAUUUGUCAUGGAAGGUUUCUUAACUUUACUCUGCGCAAAUUUUAUCACGUGUAUUGUCAUAAUUUGGUCUACCACGAGCUGCAUUAGCAUCUUUAAUUCAUAAGCCGGAGGCGCUGGUGUAUAUUAGAGUGAGUUUAGGAGUCAAUAAUGGUUGGAAUUUGGUGAGAAGUUGUUGUUGUCACAUUUUUAGUACCAAGCUAGAAUGUAGCUGGGUUCUAUAUUGACUUAUAUAUAUUUUUUAGUUGAUGCUUUAUACCUAAAAAUAUUCAUUUUUGAGGUAAUGAUAUUGGUUGCCUUGUGAGGUUAGAUUUUUUGGAUUUGAAACUUGCAUUGGAUCUAAUUAUUUUGAAAUA